AUGCCUGCAACCCCCCUCCCAAGUGCUGGUGGAGUGGGGUCCUCCCUGCUGUGCCAUCCAGAAAGUAAGCAGGCAGAGGCAGCACCUCUGCCCAUUCCCGCUGGGCAGUGCCAUGGGGUCCAGUCCCCCCCUGCUUUACAGGGCUAACUGAGGACAGGGAGAUUGGGAGCUCUCCAUCUUGGGUGGCAGGAUGUAGAAGAGGACAAGGCUUGUUCACUUUUCAAAGUUGCAGAAAUCCUAUCUUCCUACACAACACUUUGUGCAGUACAUCCGCCCACUUUUGCGUGCACACACACACACACACACACACACACAGAGCCCUGAGAUUCAGAGCCUCAUGCUCUACUGAGUAGGGUCCCCAAAGCAUGUUGUCAGCCCACAACCUGGACCUGGUGCCACCAGGACCCCACUGCAUGCCAAGAACCAAGUGUGGCAUGCUCCGUGAACCUGGGCUGAUUUGAUUCCUACAUUGCCCUACCCUCCAACAUUUCUCUGAUGAAAAUAGGGACACCCUAUUCUCCAUCAGGGAGCUUCUUCUGCGUUUGAUCUCACUGCACACAUAGAUGUCAUAUACACAUCAACACUGGUCACCUUGAGCCAAUGACAACCUCUCAGCCUCACCUACCUCACCUACCUCACAGGGUUGUUGUAAGGGAAAAAUGUUCAAGGAAAGGGAUCAUGUAUUACACCCUCAACAGAUAAAUGGAAUGAAAUAAGAGUUUAGCUGUAAGCUAACUUGAGUCACUGUCAGGGAAAAAGGCAGGAUGUGGUGGUGAUGAUGAUGAUGAUGAUGAUGAUAAUUAAUGGAAACUGUGAGAAGGAUCAGUAACCGAGAGUAAAUCUUAUUGAACUCAGUUGGACUUAGUUCUGAGAAAAAAAUGCUCAGGAUUGCAGUGUAAGACUUCAUUUACAACAAAGGAAUCGACACUCCCUGUGUUUCUUAGGAAAUGGCUGGCUGCUGAAGCAUUGCAAUUAAAGAAUUUAAAACAGACUGGUGAGCUUUUCCUUUCAAAAUUAUAGGAAGGACGUCCUAUGCCAGGGUGACCGUUUCCUUCAUUUGGUGCAGGUAUUUUAUUUUCAGGUUAAACAGACUCUCUUUUUGCACCCACACCCCUUUUAAUUGUUCUCCAAGACAUGGAGGUGAGGAAAAAGGAAAACUAGGAAUCAAAUCAGAAAGCAGGAUGGCUUCUGGAAUUCUGGGACUGUCCCUGGAAAAUUGGGGCACUUGGGGGGGGUCUGCAUUGCAGGGAGUUGGACUAGAUGACCCUUCGGAUCCCUUCAAACUCAAUAAUGCAGUAGUUCUCAAGGGGUGUGGCAGGAGAGGAUGGCAAGUGGGAAGGUUCAAGGACAAUCCAAGAAACAGCUAAACAUUUCAGUAUAGUAUAGUAUAGUAUAGUAUAAAAAUAUUUUUAUCUGCAGCAUAUGGGUGAGAAGAUGAAUUUGCUUGCCUCGAAUUAAACCUAAUAUAAAUGAGAUCACCCCGCAAAAGGGAGUUCACAAGCUUCACUGAGUUUGUAUAAUACCUAAGAGGCUCGAAUACAGUUAUAUUUUGGGAAUGAUUCAUGUUCUUAUGUAGCUGCGUUGUUUUCUGCUUUCUGGCUGUCCCAUGAUCAUGUUCUAAGGUUGUUGUGCUCUGAGUCAUAAAUCAAGCACUGUUCGAAGUCACUUCCUUUUGCUUUCCGAUGUAUUUCUUUGUAAUGUAUUGGCAAAUCUGGCGCGGCGCGAGCGAGCAACUUUUUCUUCCGAAAGCGAGGACCAGAGCGACCAGGGUUGCUCUCCUGCGCGUGCUCGCGGCGGCGGCCGCGCGCCUGGCGUGACGCAGCAGCAGCCCCCGCCCUCCUGGGCGGUCGGGUGACUUCGCGGCGGCGCGCACAGGCUCUGCGGCUCUAGAGGCGCUGCUGUCCAUCGCGCGUCCACUUGCCGUCGAGCGAAGCAGCAGCAGCAGCAGCAGCGGCAGCAGAGGCAGCAGCACCCGGAGGCGGCGGCGGCGGACGAGCCUUUGCGCGGGGCAGGUAUGGCGGCGUCGGGGGGCCCGGCCACGGGCGCGGCUGGCUGGCUGCUCUGCUCGGGGCGCGGCUCUUGGAGACCCUCGGCGUCCCUGUCCCUCGGGCUCCCCGGGCGGGCGGGCGGGCGGGCGCUGCUGGCGGCGGCGGAGCCUCUUCGAGGGCAGCCGCGCUCCGCCAAGCCGAGGGUUGGACGGGGCUGGCGGGCGCCGAGCGAGCCCUGCUCCGGGGCGCCUCUUCGGGAAGGUGGGCGGGUUUGGGGUGGCGCGCCUUGGCGCAGGCCCGCGACGGGGAGGCGGACGCCGGGCGCCCCCAGACGCGCUCGCUUCUGGCCUCUCGCCCCCGCUUCCCGGCAGGUGCGUCUCCUCUUGGCUCAGCCGGGCGAUCCCAGCCCGCCCCCGCCUUGCUUCCUUAGGGGCUUGGGAGACGGGGGCAAAGGGGGGCGAGGUGAUUCAAAGCAGGCUGGCAGGUGGGUCCCAGAAAUGCAGGUCUUAGCCAGUGCUCGCCUUAAGCUGGGCUUUUUCAAGGGACGGGUGGAGAGAAAAUAGACCCCCACAUUCUAGCUCUGCUAUGAAGCUCCCUGGUCAAGCCCUCAUGACCCCCCUGUAUGGGAGUUUGGGCUGAGAGGAGGAGGAGGACUUGGAAACCUAUAUGUUGCCCUGAGGUCUCUGGGUUGGAAAAAAUGCAUACAGUUUUAUUCAAACUAGACCUCUGACUGCAGCAUAUUAAUGGAUGUCUUGCUAACUUGGCAGUAGUAGGACAGUUUUUUUGUAGCAAUAAAUUAACAUUUCAAGAAUGUCUUAGAAUCUACUGUGGGAAAGUCCAUGCUGAUCCCGAUUCAUUAUCAUGAUUAUAUGACCUGUCUGAAAGUAUCAAGCUUGCUGCAAACAUGUAGCCCAUAGAAUAGAGGCAGGUUCUUGUAUUUAAAGGCCAUUUUGCAUUUGCUCCUCUGUCUCCAUUCCUUUUCCGGUAUUGGGCUGUAGUUUGUUUAUUUUUUCCUCCCCACAUGCUCUUGAAAUUUAUUUUAUUUUGUUUAUAUCCCACCUUUCUUCUGAUGAGCUGAAGUGCCUAGUUCUCCCUCACCCCAUUUUAUCCUUGCAUCAACCCUCUGAGGGAGGUUAGCCUGAGAGGUGGUCACCCAGUGAGGAUUCAGAGCCUGGUCUCCCAGGCCCCAGGCUAGCACUCUCGCCACAGCUGCACGCUGGCUCGCAUUAGGCAGUUUCACAUUAGCUUUGACGUCACAUACAGUUUCUGAUUGAUCAAGAUCGUCUGACACCUUUCCCAUUAACUCCUGAGUAAAGUUUCACUUCCUGAAUUUUCACCUCUGUACGCAAAGGAAAACAAUACCCUGCAUAUGUCAUGGGCCAUGUGGAAGAUGCUCACUUGUUAGAGUGUUUUAGGUGCUUCCAUGAUUUGCAGUAAUUGUGUGAGUAAUCUAUGAGUGCUCCAGUCCUGCCUCUCUUAACCCAGUUAAAGGUUUUUGUAGGCAGCUGCACUGAAACUUUUCCACUGUAAUUGAGUCGAGAUGCACAUUGCUGGUUUGCAUUAUCACAUGCCUCAGUUGUCACACUGUGAACCUUCCCCUUCUGAAGGGGCAGAGUGCCUCCUCUUCCCUUCCUUCCAGUUUCUCCAGUUCAUUUCAAAAAGUUUGUGCAGGAGACAUUACUUAUUUCCAACAUUUAUUGCCGUUUCGCUUUCUGUCUUGCUUUUUAGCCAUUUCGCUUUCUGUCUGGUUCACAGUAAGAUAAAGCAAUCAAAUUACAGCAGUUAAAUAACACAUUUAAAACCACAUGGAAUAUGAAAUAAGGCCAUGGCUAAAAAUAGUAAAUUCAGCAAUAUAUAAAAUAGAACAGUAUAAAACAGCAGGAGCAAAAUAAAGCAGACCUACUAUCCCAUGACAAAUAGAAAGGUGUUCACUUGGUAUUUAUGCAGUGGCUGCUGGUGCAAUUGAGAUAUGUGGUGUUUUUUCCACCUUGGGCACCAAAAUGUGCCCUGGUGACUUUCAGGAUUGGAGCAAAAGUGUAUGAAAACAAUAUAAGUGCAGUAGGGCUAGAGCCCUAGCUGGGCAUUCAACCAUCGUGUGGGGGUGGGGAGUGUGUAGGGGCAUUGAGGUAGGGAGUGUGCUAGACCUGCCUUCAAAGUCCCCUCCCACCCCACCUGGAAUAGGAGGGUCUGGGGGAGGCUGCUAGGUGUGUUUAGACUGUUGCGCUGAUAAGGCAGGGGGUUUGCCAGUACAUGAAGACUGAAUUCAUUUAGAAUCCCCCUUUGCAAACCUUCCUGUUGAAUGUGGGAAGGUCUCCUAGCACGGCUGCCCCAGCCCAUGUUUCCUUUGAACUGCCUGAAGAAGGUUUGGUUGUUCCGUAGUUUUAUUUGGGUCCUCUUUCAGCUUACUCUUCAGAAUCUCCUUAGCAAUAUGCUUAUCUGCAGGUUGAUAGCUGCUGAAAUGACACAGAACCAAGUCUGAUCAGAUUACCACUGUAAGCAAGUGAGGUCAUCUUAUUUUCAGGAGAAUUCUGAAUGACUAAGAAGUUUCCUGUUGUGCACAAAACUAAAGAUUAAGGCCCAGCGUGGAGGCAAUAUGAAAUGCUUCCUGGAAAAGUGCAAAGGAUACUUGAGUUUGGAAAGUUCAGCCUUGGGAAAUACUGUAAGAAGAAAAAGAAUCUUGGCUGACUUGAAAAAGGAAAAUGGCUGAGUGUUCAUGAUGGAUAUAGUUCUGUCUUCAUGGCAUAAGACUUCACAUAUUAAUGUGUGUGCAGGGAUUGAAUGAUGCUGCCACCCAUUUAACAUAAUAUUUAACACUAAUGUUAUUUGUGACUCCUGACUCUAAUGGGCUUGAACAAAUGACUUAGAACUUGCUUACUGUAACCUGAAUUCCAUAGGCCUUGUGGAACCCGUCCAGAGGCACAGCCCGUCUAGUCCAGCAGUGCUGGGGGUAUUACCUGGUAAUGUGGGGAAUAGGGCUGGGCAACGUCAGCUUUUCAACAUUGCGAGGUAUCACCAGCCCAACAUCGUGAUCUGGCAGUAAUACACUGCAGUGUUGAAACGGAAAGUGGAACAAGCUGUAUUGGCCAUGAGCUGAGGUCAGCACAGCUUCUUCCUCCCGCAGGAUGUUGGGGUCAGAGGGAGCCAGCCAGGCUGUGGUAGCCAAGCGCAGAGUCUGUCAGGCUCUGUUUGCAAGGAUGCCUCCACCUUUGCUUGGCGGGGCAGGCAGAGAGAAAGAGGUAGCCCGCCCAACACACUCCCAUGCCAAGGUGGUGGCGGAUGAGACAAGCGCAUGUGGGCUUGCCUCAGCCGCCACUGCCUUGGCACAGAUGGGGGGAAAGUCUAACUGAACCCCCCCAUCUCUGCUUUGCUUGAGCUGGAGGUGAGGGGCUCUGUUAGACUUCUCCGUUGAGGGGCAGGCAGCUGUGCACCCCUCAACAGAGGAAUUUAAAUGAUCUGCCUGCCCUGCCCGGCCGAUGUAGCUUGUUCUUCCCUCGCUGGUAGGAGGGCCAGAGUGAGGUGUCAGUUUCACCCGGUGGUAUAUUGCAAGUGAAAUCGCCAUUGCUCUUGAGUCCCUCUGCCUCCAGCACCCGGCUGCAGCUUGUUUCUGCUUUGGUGUGCUGGGCACUGGUGGCAGAAGGACAGUAGCAAUGGCAGCACUUGCAAUGUACUGCUGGGUGAAACUGGCAUUGCGGUCUGCCCCUCGUACCAAUGAACAGUACUGAUACAUCACCCAGGCCUAGUUGUGAAGAGUGGUUUCAACCAAGCCUAGGCUGAGGUUUCAGAUCCUGGAUUAUUCUUACUAAUCAGAGUUUAAAGAAACCAUAGUUUCUAAAUUCAGACAUCAACUGGGAACUGUUGUUGGCUACAUUCCUUCAUGGAUAACCUUCCAGGGACCUCCUGAUGCUAGGGAAGAUCAAAUGUGAAAGCGACUUCAGCAAUGGAUGCUGCUCUUACUGUUGUACAGUAGGCUACACUGGGUAUUGAUAUCUGCCUCUCUGUCCAGGCAAGCAAGCAGGCAGUAUCACAGUGCAAUGGCCUGUUUUAGCCCUGCAAAAGCACUCAGCAGGUCUGGUGAGGGGCAUGGCCUGGUGUGGGUCCGGCGGGCUAGUAGCCAUGCUUAAGCUAUGCACUGAAGGUUCCCAUCCCUGGUCUAGGCAUGUAAUAAAUGGCAGUGAAUUGAAGAAGUCCUGUGUUGUGGUUUCCCCUUAGCUCUGGGUUAGACUCUUUUCUCCUUAGAGCCUUUGUGACGUUGGCUUCCCAACCAAGUUGACUUUUCCUCACAGCUGUUGAUGUGUAAUGGAUGCCACAGGGGGAUUAGGGUUGCACAGUGGUCAAAGGCCUGCAGACAGGUGGCCAUCCAGAGCUAGCCCCAGUGCUUCCCCAGCAAGGUAACUGAGGACAUUUUGGGCUUCCGCUCCCAUCGUUGCUUACCACUGACCAUGCUGCCUGGGACUGGUGGGAGUGGUACUCCAGAACAUCUGGUGGACACCAGGCUGAUCUCCGGUGGGAUAGGGAUAGAGGUGAAAGCUAUUUCCUGGUUCUGCUGAAUCUCUCGGUGACUUUCGAUACCGUCAACGAUGGUAUUCUUCUGGACUGUCUAGGAGAGCUGGGAGUUGGGGGCACUGUUAUACAGUGGUUCCGCUCGUUCCUCCUGCGUCGUGCCCCAAAAGUAGUGGUGGGGGAUGAGUGCUUAGACCCCUGGGUGCUCAAUUGUGGGGUGCCUAUGGGCUUCAUCCUCUACCUCUUCAUAUAGAUGCUUUUUAACAUCUAUAUGAAACCUCUAGGAGAGAUCAUCAGGGAGGCUGGGUUUUCACCAAUAUGCAGAUGAUACCGAGCUCUUCCUAUCAUUUAAAUCAGAACCAGGAAGGCAUCAAAUGUGGGUGUCUGGAUACUUUUUUGGGGGGUGGAUGGUGGUCAACAGAUUGAGGUUGAAUCCCGACAAGACAGAAGUACAGUUUCUGGAGGACAGGGCAGGCAGGUGUGGGAGAUUCUCUGGUUCUGAAUGGGGUAACUGUGUCCCUGGGAGUCAUUUUGGAAUCGCAGCUGUCCAUAGUGUCAGCAGGGGAGUCCUUAACUUAUGACACACCCAACUCAAAUCCCUCCCUCCCUCCAGAAUAUUCUGUUUAAACUCUUACAGGCCUGAACAGGUCAAUUUCCUCUCUCUCCUCUGACCCCCAUUUUCCUUGGGGGUGGGGGGCUUGUUUUCAGGCGACCUCUUCAGCUCCAUGUCUCCAUUGCCCAAGUUCUCAUUCUUUUCAACUCCUUUCUCUCCCCCACACCAUAGAGAGAGGAAACGCCUAUAGAAAACAUUAGACAAAUCUAGGAUUUUAGUUCUCCCAUGACUGGGUAGCAGCAAGUCUCUUCCCUGCCUCCCUGAACACAUAGAUCGCAGCAGCGACGGUUGCUCCUAUCUCUGACAUCCCCUUGUAUUAGGUAAGCCCUCAAGACUUUUCCUGUUGCACAUUGACUCUGAAGUAACACAUUCCUCCUCUUUUUCUCCCAGUUUAGUUUCUGGCUGUCUUACACCUCUCUUGCUUCCUUUCCCAUAUUUUGUGCUUCUCCUCUCUUGCCUCAUUUCCAUUCCUUCCCCUCCCACAGCCUGACCUUACGCAUUGCUACUUGGAAGCAAGUCCUAGGAGGUGGGACUGGUACUCAAGGAAGUCUGCAUGGUAGCAGUGUGGGGACUGGGGGGCGGGGAGUUCACACUUAAUUUUAUACUGAUUGUGAUUAUCUUUCCACUUUGUCCUUUCACGGGGCUGCCUCUCCAAUUUUCUGCUGUUAGAGCAGUGCUCUUGUCUUCCCUACAGAAUAAUAACAGGCAUCUGGGAUUCCUUGUGUUGUAGUUACCAAAUGCCAAGAGAAUGGCACUCUGCAUGUGCUUGGGUAUAAACAUGACCUCUUUUCCACUAAUACUAGCAGGUGGUUAAAGGGAGCUCACAGGACACCCCGCCUUGGAAGCUUAAGAGGAAAACUGAGCAGAAAUUCAUACUUUCUAAUGGGAAUGGGGAAUGCUUGCCGUUGAUAACAAAUGGUGUGGGAAAGACAACCUAUCGCUGUUUAGAGGCACCACUUUUAUUUUCAUUCCAGCCUUUCUCAACCUGUGGGUCCCCAGAUGUUGUUGGACUACAACUCCCAUCAUCCCUGAGCUCUGGCCUUGCUAGCUAGGCGUGAUGGGAGUUGUAGUUCAGCAACAUCUGGGGACCCACAGGUUGAGAAAGGCUGGAACUUUAGGCCAUGCUCAUUGAGAAUACCAGACACACCUGAGAAGGCAGCAGCAAGACAUAGCACAGCAGGCACCAAAAAUAAUUGCUGGCAACCAAGCCUAGUCACAGUUUGUCCAACUCUGUUUCUGCCAGGGGUUAGCAACUGGUCCAAAUCAGGCCCUCAGAGGGGUUCUUCCUAGCCCCACCCCCCCAACUAAUGAUGAAAUGUGGAUGGAUGGGGGAAAUGGCACAGAUGGAGCACAGCUGUGGAUCUUGCCAGCUGGGAAAUCUCACUGUGGUCACCUGCCUGUGGAAUGUCCUCUUGGAGGUUCUCCUUAUUGAGUUCUCAAUAGCAUCCUAAAACGCAUCUCUUCGCACAGGUUUUGGGUUUGUUUUUUUAAAGGUAAAGUGCCUAGGAUCUUAACCAGUGAAGGAUGGUUUGAAUAUAAUAAAGUAUUGCUCUGGCAAAACUAGUUUAUUAGUUGAGGCAAUACCUGAAUCCCGCUGUUGUAUAAAGCAGGGUGAUUUAGUUUCAGUUCAAAUUAAAUGGGGCAGGCAAAGCUGGGAUCCAGUGGCUGCUGAAUUAAGUGGCAGCAUCUUUCCACAGCACUAACGUCAGUAACAAAAAUUCCUAUGAGGUUAUUAGGGAAGGUAUGGCUUGUGGAGAGCACUUCUUCCUGGAAUGCGUUUUAGUCAAUGGAGAUGCUACUCCCAUAAGUUGCUAAAUAUAAUACAUGUGUAGGAGAGUCAGUGGUUGCGCUUAAGCUACUCAAUUGCAACACGUUUUAAGGAAAUAAAACACGGAGAGAUAAAAGUAACUUGGCACGCCAUAAGUAUACUGUACAAGCAUUUCUGUUCUUUAGCUGUUAAUUUGAUAAGGAAGGGAGGUAGAAAUUUUACGUAUGUGUAGAGAGCAGUCCUGACAAUGGGCCAUUCACAAAGCAGCAAAGGGUCUGUACAUUUUAUGAAGUGCUUGGUAGUGUUCACAGCAGGGUGGAUAAAAAUCAAUGAUUUUAAAAUAUAUAUAUUAAAAAAUCACAUUUUUAAAAUUUAUAUUGGAUUUUUACAAUAAAAUGCUUUUGGAGGAAAAAUCUUUCAAAAGAUAGUUUUCUAUUUAAGUUACAUUAUAGUCCAAAGGCUAUUCAUCAGGAAAUAAGGAUUUGUUUUAAGUUUUUCAUGUGAGCUAAAACUCAGUAUAAGUUUUUUUUAAAAACCCGUUUAACCACAUCAGUUAACAAACAUGAAUGCAUAUGCUAUAAUGUUAUUGUUUUAGUUAAAUAAAUUGAUUAAAUUGUUAUUAAGGAAAUGAUUAUUUUUCUCUUUCCAAUAAAGUACAGCAGAAACAGUUAACUUUUUAAACCUCACAAUAAUUUCAUAAUUACCUGUCUGUGUAUUUCUAACAGUAUAACCAAAUCUGUUAUUUUUUAUAUACUGUAACUGUAAAAACUACUUUGAAAAUUUAUUAUUCCUGAAAUUUUAUUAUUCCAAAAAUGAAACCUUCAUCUGGUUGUAUAUUAAGAUUAUACCAGUAAGAAUGAGUCUUUCUGUAAAAAAAAAUUAUUUAAAUCAAGUCUUACUGACUAGCAAUUUAAAUUGUGAUUUAAAUCGUGAUUUAAUUUGAUUUGAUUUAAAUCUGCAGAUGAUUGAUGUUUUCUAAAAUGCAGCACUUCAUCCUUGUGUUUGUGCCUGGCCACAUACUCUGUGGCCACAUACUCUGUUUCUUCCUGUGCCUUUUCCUGCAGCUUGAUCCCUAUAGCUGACCAUUAAUGUUUCUGGAAGAGGGCCACAAUUUAUUUUUGCCAGGAACUCAUUAUUGCUCUCAAACUACUUCCCAUUUAGCCACUCCCUUAUUCAUUGAGGACCAUUUUAAAAGCUUGACUAGAGGCUUCAAAAACUAAAAGCUGUAUUCCUGGUCUUGUAUCUGCCAGCAGUUCUCAUGGUGUUGGACAUAUAUUAGUUGCUGAAAUUUCUUGAAGAAAAUGUGCAAUGCCUGAAUGUGCAAUGCCUACCUACCUGGACCUGGCGGUCACCUGAAGCCCUUCUUCCUGUGCCUCCUCCACAAGAGGCCCCGAGGGUGGCAACAUGAGAACGGGCCUUUUCUGCAGUGGCUCCCCAUUUGUAGAAUAGUCUCCCUAGGGAGGUUUGCAUGGUGAAAACAUUCCUCUUCAACCAGGCCUUUGGCUGAUUUGCAGUCUUUUAGAUGUGUGGAGGAAGGUGGGGGUUAUUGGUUGGUUUUGUUCUUGUUUUUAUUAUGUCUUUUGUGUUUUUAUAUUGUAGUUUUAUGCUGUGAACUGCCCUGAAAGCUAUGGGUGAAGGGCAGAAUACAAAAUUAAUAAAUAAUAAUGCUAAUAAUAAAAGUAGCUCAAGGGUGAGUUGAGAAAUACAUUCCCUUGUUCACAUCUCGUGCCAGUUGUGACCUCACUAGAGAGCCCUCAGGCAAGAGAAGAGAAAGCUCAGCUCAUGAAUAUAGGAAGGUGCUGUGUCAGACCACUGGGCCAUCUAUUGUCCAAGCUGACUCCUAGUGGGGCUCCAGGGUUUCUGGCAGGGAGCUGUCUCAGCCCUACCUUGAGAUGCCGGGAAUUGACCAUGCUCUUGUCCCUGAACUAAGCCUACCUGCUGCCAAGCUGACAAGAGAUGGAACCAGGCAGCUUCUUGCCAAGAUCUCCGUCUCCCUGUAACAGCCAUGUAACAUGGCCUGUGUCGCUUUCCUGCCCCAGCCAGUGAGGUAGAGUGGAGAAAUGGCCAAAAUGUGCAACACACAACACCUUGGCACAGGUUUGCAGCCUUCCUCAACAUGGAUGGGAGAAGGGGGAAAUGCCACACUGGGAUGAGCUCCUGUUGAUGGUUAAUCAAUCAAUCAAUCAAUCAAAUUCAGUCUACUUGAACGCUCCCUGGCCUCUUGGCUACUGCAAUUGUGAUGUAUUGGCUUGUUUUUAAUAGCACGUUGAAAUAUCUUGUAUUGAAUUGUUUCACUGUACAUUGUCUUGGUAUUGUUGUCAUUAGGUGGUCUAUCAAUAUUUUAAAUAAAUAGAUAAAUUUGACGCUGCAGCCCCAUAUAGAGUCUGUGACUAAUGCUGCUCUUGGAAGUUCUUGUGAAAUAUUCCUGAAGAGUGUUCCUGUUUGAAAGGGGUCAGACUCAGUUAUUAUUUCUGUCACUUUCAGCCAGGCUGCCUCUCUUGUCUAUUCCUAAUAUUAAUUUGUUACAGGGAUCUCGGUGCAAGUGGAGAGCAACAGCAUUCCUUUAAUGUUGUGCCCCUGUUUUGUUUUGUUUUUGUGUAAGCCACAACUCAGUCGGCCUGUCAGCUUUGGGGGGAUCAGGCUGCUUUUACACUGCAUUGGUGUUGGAUGGAUUAAAGUCUCUCUGCCUGGGAAGGACGGAGCCAGAAUUGAUUUGUGGCUGAGUGUGGCAAUUGCUUCAGGUUCUGGGGCUUUUGAGAAAAUCAGAUUAGCAAAGUGUCACGAACACCAGCAGGAGGCAUGUGGGAAAAUCACCUCAUACUGAUGACUAGCUAAGCCAGGUUGACAUGUAAAUAAGCAGAGGAACCAUGGAUUGCACCUUGGGGGAUGACACAAGCACAUCCUCUCGAGAUGUUGAACUGAAGAGUGUGUAAACAAAGCCACUGAGAAGGCUUCUUUUAGCACAUAGAAGUGGGAGGCCAAAGCUCACUAGUGGAGAAGGCAGAAAAGAGGGUUCUGGCGACUCUUGGACAGAAAUGGGGAGGGGGCCCUGGAGAACCGUUCUUCUGUCUCUGAUAUUCCACUUGACCUGUACCCUCCUGCAACUUGUUCUUUCAGGAGGUUGACCAUGCCUUAGAAGGGGCACUGGGCCAAGUGGCCUUUGAAACCCCUACAGUUAUAUCAUGUCUAAAAAGAAACACGGGACCUGGAAAGCUGCCUGCUCCCUUUUUUUCAAUGGCAGUGACUUUUCUGGGAACGCUGAAAUGGCCCAGCGUAGUCGUGAAGCUGCCUUGCAGCUAACUGUAGGGAGCCAGUCUCAGCGGCAUGGGCUCCCGCUGUCCCUGUCAGCUGAGGGUGCCUGAAGACAGCGAUUCCCUUAGGCUGUGUGGCCACUUUCGUGACAUGCAGCAGGACAAACACGCCUGACUGCUUUGGAUAUAAUCAGACUUAAAGAUCACAUAGUCACAAGAGUGACGUGGAUACACAGGGCUGCAGGCUGGGUUACUAAAGGGAUCUACUGCGUUCUGGGCUGGUGUGGGCCUGGUAUCUCUUGUUCAGAAACCGAGAGCCAGCCUUGUCCUGCCCUGUCUGUCCUUGGAUCAUUAGCUCUCCUCAACAGCUGAUUAGCAUCUGGGAUGGUAAACAGGCUUGUUGUGUUAAGGCUAAUCAGGAACAAAACUGGUUCAAGGCAACUGUUUUAUCUAGAGAGGUGAAAAAAGAUGUAGAAAAAACAGGGUGUUGUUGUUUUUUAAAGCAGCAACUGAGGGGUGCAGAAUGGUUGGGGGGCUGAAGAUGCCCUCCUUACAGGGGUCUAGUGGCACAUUUUCUAAGUGCAGAAGCGCAUUUUGACAGCCUUCAUAGCUGGAAUCCAAAAUAUGAAGGCAGAUAUGUUGAUCCGCUAUGUAGCUAUAUAAUACAUACCUCCCCCCCCCAAAAAAAACCCCAGCUUUACAUAGCAUAAUUGCCUUUUGAUCAGGGUCAUCUGGUGGUAAUAGAAUAGUGAGUAGCAGAGGUGAUCUAGUGGCCAGCCUUUGGGGAAUUUGACUGGGGAGAUUGGGGGGGGGGGUCCCCAUCCCUGAUCAGACAUGUGUUGUCCCUGCAGUCCUGCACAUACUGUUGAGGGAGGGGGCGCCACUGAAUUUAGUGGUGCUUGCUUCUGACCACAUCACUUCAGCUUGUAAAUAUUUCAGCCAGCUGAAAUGCAGCCUUUAUCUUUCAAAACUAGAUGUGCAAACAAUCGUUCAAAGGUUUUAUCUGCUAGCGUGAAGCAGCAACCCUGCCAUCAGAGAAAAGCAGCUUCUGCUUAAACAUCUUCCUCCUGUGCUCAUUUGCCACACAGAGAAAUACUAAAAACGGCUUGCCUGCUUCUGCCUUAAUAGCCUCUUGAUCUUCAGGUUUGCAUUGCAUGCAGCACAAACAGUCACGCCCAGCCCUGGAUCGCUUAUCAAAGUCCAGUUCCAAAUCCAUGCAGCUCAGCUCGGUGUUUGCUCAAAAGCGAUACCCACAUAGUCCAGGCACACGGUGACCAUUUGCAAGGCUGCGUUAAGAGAGGACGCAGAGCCCUUGCAAGAGCAGGGAAGAAGCAGCUUUCCAGGAGGCCGCCUGGCCCCUGUGCAUGAUGCCAUUCAUCUUAGGGGAGUAGACCUGGCCGGCUAGAUGGUGCCCUGGGGAGUUGCAGUCUGACAGGCAUGAACUAGGAUGCGCUGCACUCUCUUCUCUUCUCUAUGACUUGACAGGCGAGAGGACGAGGGAGGGUCCUGGGCUGAGAAUGACAGUCAGCUGAAGGCUGGAUUAAGUUAUAAUGCUUCCCAUUUUGAAACUCAAGUUUUCUGAGCAGGCAGGAAUAUCCUAACUUUGCUGUAAUGGAAAAAUGCUGGUUCAUAUAACAAAAGAGAUGGCUUAUACAACCUUGGAACAUAGUCCACCAGGACUGCAGAAUUUUGUUGCUUAGAGACAAGACACCGAUUUCUGCUUGUUUUCUGGUAGGGAUGCCGUCGUGUACAAUUAGUUGAAAACAUUUUAUUUGUUUGUGGGCUUGUCAAAUGGGGGUGGAGGCCUGGAAUGUAAAUAGUGCUUGUUUGCUUAACUGCAUUCCUGUGCAUAAAUAUAUUUAAAGCAAUUCCCAUUGAUCAAAAAGCUGAGUUUAGUCCUAAGCAAACAUGCGAAGGAUCAUGCCCAAGUGUUCAGAAAUGUUCACAAGCAAGGGCUGUUAGCCACCAGGCAAAAUAGUGUUUCUCCAUGAGAUGAAAUGUAAAUGCUUGUGCUGACAGUUUAGUUAUUCUUAAUUUGCAAACUGAACAUAUUGCAGAGCUUGGAGGCUUUAAAAUAGUAUGCAGUCAUCUUCACAGCUGUGUGGACAAUCCUGGUAAGAUUCAGGGUAGCAUCUUCUAGAUCAGGCAUAGGCAAACUCUGCCCUCCAGAUGUUUUGGGACAACAAUUCCCAUCAUCCCUGACCACUGGUCCUGUUAGCUAGGGAUGAUGGGAGUUGUAGUCCCAAAACAUCUCGAGGGCCGAGUUUGCCUUUGCCUGUUCUGGAUCCUUGCUGAUCUCUGCAUCCACUAGAAAAACAUAAGAAGUAUUUGACUUAUUUAUAUUAGGGGGGCAUAUCUUCCCAUGUCCAUGAUGUGUGUAUGUAUAUUUGUAUAAAGAUGUAUACCCGUUGAUUUAAUUAUGUUUAAAUUUUGGUUGCUGCUUUGAAAUUGAACUGGAAUAUUUCCUGAAAGAGUACUAGCAUUUAGAUCUAAUGGCUCCUGGAGUCGGGCAUAGUUUGGGCUGUGUAAGUUUUGUGCUUUAUCAUAAUACUCAAAAUCAUGUGCUUGACAAAACUUAAUUCUGUGACUUCUGUGUAUCAGGAAAACAGCAGUAUUUACUUUCUGCAAAGUCAUGGAAGGGUUGCAGAAUUCUGUACAAAGCAUUCAUGCGCUACAUCUGAUCACUGGACACAUGAGUCCUUGUCAGUCAUGGUCUGAAUAUUUUCUGAACCCUGUUUGUACAACCUUAGUGGGUAGGAAUUUGCUCUAAUUUAAAAAGAAAAGCAGAGACCCUUGGCAUGCCUUCUUCUGUGUGCAUAACCCUGGGCAUCAAUCAUGCAUUGAUGUUGUGUGUCUCUCAAGACAUUUGCAUGCCUAAGCCACAGCUCUGCUUGGGGAGAUUUACUGUGUAAAACCUAUGACUGACUAGACUGACUUAGAGAGCCUUAUGGUAGGAGAUCAGUUUGUGAGGGACAUCACGAUUAAGUAUUUUGUAUACAAAAGUUGCUGUUGAAAUGGCUGGUGGUAACGCAUGUUCCUUAUGUACGUCAAAGUAAAAUCUGUCUCUGUCCUUAGGAAACACUUGGCAUUCUACAUGAACUACGAAAACCCUCCACCAUAUCCUGGCCCGGGCCCAACUGCCCCAUACCCACCUUACACCCAUCAACCAGGUGGACCACCUGUUCCUGGUCCCUACCCUGGCUAUGCACCAGAGCCUGCAGGGCCAUAUCCAGUAGGACAGCCAGGCUACCAAGGCUACCCAGCCUAUGGAUGGCAGAAUGCUCCUCCACCUCCGGGACCAGUCUAUGCAGAUGGACCUAAGAAUACAGGUAAUAUUGUCUGCUGUACGCAUGGAGCUGCGCUGCUUCAUGGUUUUUCAUGAAGGUUUCCCCCUUCUGUUACAGAUCUGAAGCAAUGUGUAUGUUUGUUCCAGUCCUCUGAAUAAAGGGGCUUGGUAACAACGUGAACUUGGGAGGAGGGUACAUGUGCUCUGCUCCAUCUUGUUUGUUCUUUUGAAAGAGGAAGAUAUUUCUGUUAUGGUUCUCCAUAAUUGGAGAAUAAGUUGGUGGCCACUGGCUUCACUUUACCUGUAGUUACAUGGUAAAAUGUGUGACUUUCUGACCGUAGCAAUUUGCUAUCCUUCUGUAAAUUAAGUUCCAGCCCCUUUUAUAAUAGGUACCAUUGACACCUAUUUUAAUGGUUGUUACCUGUCCUGGACUGGCAGGUACUGUCUUGAGAUACUGUAGUAUCUUCCUCUUUUCUUCAGGCCCUGUGGCAAUAGGUCACUGCAGAGAAUGCUGAAGAGCAAACGCAUUGGUGUUUGCACAGUAGCAGCCUACUCCACGUUCCAUGGGUGUUUUUGAGGAUGGGCUGGGAUUCUUUGCUUUAAAACAAACCCAAAUUCAGUGGCUAUUAAAUUAUAGAAGAUAAGGCAGUUAAAUAUAUGAAGAUUAGGCAACUUUUAAAAUUAGUUCAUGUGACUUGCAAACGCUACACAAGUCUUUCCUGAAACAAUGGAGGCUGCGUAAUAUUGGGACUUCCAGGGUUGUGUCAUCCCUCAGCUGAGGGUGUUUUGCAUAUAGAGGGAAAUAGUCACUCUCCUGUGUGAAAUCCCAGGUAGCCAUUACUGUCACUUCAUGUGUCAGGCUUGAAGAAAAGGCUCCUCCCUUCUCUGGGGGGGUUCCUUGGGGCUCCUUCCUAGGCCUGUUCUCCACAUUGUCUCUUCUCUGAUGAGCUGAAGGACGCCCAAUGCUACCUCUCUAACCCAGACACUCCUGCUCAAUAGAUCCUGCUGUUCCUCUCUCUUCAUGCAUUACCUUGACUUCUGCAACCUUCUCCGCUGGCUUCCUGUGUCCCUACCUAGAUCUUUUCACACCUAUCUCAAACUCUGUGGGCAAAGCUGUUGACUUUUUCUGUACUCUGUCUCCUUUCAUUAACAUCCAGCAUAAACUUCCUGUCCUUAGAACAUGGUCCUGCCUUUUCCCAUUCUUCUCUGUCUUCUGAAUGUGUCCUCCUCUUCCAGACAUCUCUCAGAGUUAUUUCUCUGAGCAAAAGUGUGAUUCUUUCUUCCAUCGUUAAAAAGCUCUUUUAACUCACCUUCUCAAGAACGCAGCACACCUUUAAAGCACAUCCUCAAGGAAUUCUGGGCACUGUCGUUGGUUAGGGGUUGCUUGGAAUUGUAACUGCAGGGGCAAACUACAGUGUUCAGAAUUCUUUGAGGGAAAUGAUGAGCUUUAAAGGUAUAGUGUGUGCACAGGUUUUUUAUCACUUAAUCCUCAUGCCCAGCCUAAAAAUGUGUAAUUGCAUUUGCUUGCAUGUGCAAACUGCCCUUAUUUAUCCCUUCUCCUCCCUCUGUCUUUCCUGCUGUCAAAAUGCAGGUUGUCAACACCUGGGAUGCUUGUUUGUAUCACAUCCUUUCCCCCACUGCUAUGUUUCUGUUACUGCUGUGUAUGUUGAUGGCAUUGCAUCAAUCUUCCCUCUAAAUUUGGGGGGGGGGUAGGAGGUGGCUGCUGGCACGACAAAGUGCCUGUACUUAGGCAGUGCAUCAAAAAAUGUGCCCAGGCGCUGUGUUGAAUGCAAAAAUGUGCAUUUUCUUUUCAGUGGGUGGCUGUCUGCUCUGCUUGUCAUCUUCCAGCCCCACUUUCUUCCCCCAUACUGCACAUUCUGUCUCUGUCUGUAGGUCUGGACUCUUGAGUUCUCCCUUCUCUGCAGCUGAACGUUUACCUGAGACAGUCCUGUCCUUAAGGUUCCACUGUAAAAAUCUGCCGGGCUCUCUUUACUUCCCUUUCAUUCUAAAAAGAGCAAUGUGCUCUUCAAAGUUCCCGGAAUGAAAGCCCCAUAUUCCUGCAGCUACACCACCACCCUCCCAGGUAACUAGGCAAGGAGAAAGGUUCAGGAGAAGAGUGUAGAGAACCCAGAGGAGGCUACUGUCUAAAUACCAGUUGCAGCAUCAGGUCUUGGCCUGCAUGUGUGAAAAAAGCAGAGUCAGCCAGCGCACAGAGCCAUAGACGGUGCGCACACUGAAGUGUUAAUGUGGAUAUGGCUUGCACAGUUCCAGUGUUUCCAACGGUGUGUGUGUGUGUGUCACAUGUUCAUCCAUACAUGAGGGCUAUCAAUCGAAAACUGUCUCAGUGUUUCCCAUCCACACUAGUGGGAAAUUAUUGAUGGGAUGUAUUAAUACCGUGAAUUGCUGUCCCCUCACCUCAAUUACUACCUCCACACCCUCCCUGUGUUCCAGAUGCCUGAAGUCCAUUGUGUCAUCUGCCAGCUGUGGCCCAAUGGCAAUACCUGCAGUUGUUCAAUGUCUUUAUAAAUAACUUGGAUAUAGAAAUUGAGGGGAUGCUCAUCAGAUUUGCAGAUGAUACUAAACUGGGAGAGGUAGCCAAAAUCGCCAAAUACAGAACCAGCAUUCAAGAUGACCGUAACUGAUUGGAGAACUGGGCCCAAACUAACAAAAUGAAUUUCAGUAGGGACAAAUGUAAGAUUCUACACUUGGGCAGGAAGGACCAACUGCACAAAUGUAAGAUGGGGGACACCUGGCUUACUAGUAGUACACGUGAAAAGGAUCUAGGGGUCUUGGUGGGACACAAGCUUAACAUGAGUGAACAAUGUGAUGCAGCAGCAAAAAAAGGCUAAUGCUAUUCUAGGCAGCAUCAAGUAUAGUAUCCAGAUCAAGGGAAGUAAUAAUACCACUCUAUUCCGUCUUCCAUUCACAAGUGGUGCUGCCAGUGUAUUUAUUGGCCACCCAUAGCCCAGUAGGAAGAGUUCAGUUGGGGCAGAGCCAGUGAGGGGCCCAUUUGAGCUCCUGGGACCCUUGACCAGGGCCCAGCCUGGAGGACCGCUUGCACAGGACCUGACAGAAUGGACUCCUUUUCCUUUCUAUAUCUAUGUGGCAUUAAGUGAAGGAUUCCAGUAUUUCAGGAAUUAUUAAUUACAAAAUUAUACGUGUAAUGCUAGCUAUUACAGCAACACAUUCCGAAGCCUCUCUGUUCCACAUGUCCUUAAAGCUCAUUUUCAUUUUAUUGCAGUCUCAGGUUAUAAACUGACUGCAGGGAAACAAGAGGUUCAAUAAUUCAUAGGAAGAUAAUCUUCCUGCGGUGACAAAGAAGGGAUGGAGUUGGGGUGAAGUUUGCAAAUAUAUUGGCACAACAGUUUCUCUUGGUAGAAAGUCAUAUAAGAUGUUAGAGCAACUUUUUAAAUUUAGAAAACCAUUCAGGAUUGGGGCUAGUUAAAGGUGUUGUGCUUAAGGAUGAACAGUAAUGCUUAAAAUGCUUUUGUAUUGCUUAACAGGUUUGGUAUCUUUUGGAUCGCCCUAUUUUAUUCUGUGCUUUAAUCAAUGAGAAUAGAUUGAUGUGGCAGAAAUAUGAUCAGGUAGAAGAGAAUAGGUGUUCCAUUUACACUUUUGAUUGUCUGCUGGUAGUGUCAUGGUUUUGCUUGGUAGUGAUCCUAAUUUCAUUAACUUUACUAUAUUAUUGUCAUGUCUUUGUCAUUUUAGCAGCCUCGGAAUAGAAAAGCAGCACAGAAGUAAUUUGAAAUGUACAGACCUUGUGAUUCAUGAGGUAUCAGAGGCCAGCGCUUCACCUUUAUUUGACACCCCAUGAGUCACAAAAGUUAAUUCAUGAAAGGUUUUGGAAAUUUGCAAAGUAAAUUUAAAUCAGUUGAAAACAGUCCCGUCCCCGUCCCCCCGGAAAUCCUAUAUAUCUCUUACUUUUUGAAUUUAUGCAGUAACUAAUUAGGGAAGUAAGGAACUCUCCUACGUUGAUGUUGGGGGGGGGAGUUAUGUAAAAUAGCUGAAAUUCUAGUUAUUAAAUGUAUAUUGAAGUAAAAGAAAAAUGGACAACAAAUAUAGUAUAAAAUUCUAUUGAACACUGAGUUUAUUUAUUAUGAUGUAAGUUAUUUUAUAGUGUUUCUGUAUUAAAAUAAUUUUAAAUAUGCAUACAAGCAGUCAGUGAAGAUAUUUAAUAAAGGGAAUGUUGUCUUGGCAUUGUACAAUCCAGUGGCUGCCAAAUUGGUUCUCACUGGUCCCAGGGCACCCAGGAUUUCCUUCUCUAAUGCCCUGAGCAAAGGUCCUGGACUCUGAACUCGCAUAGAGAAAGCAGGCUCCCAGCUCUCCUAAGGAGAAAUGGAUGAAGCAAAAUGUGCAGGUUCCAGGCCUUCUAAGUGUUUUCUGUGAAGUGAGUCAACCUAAGUGAGUUAGCCAGUGAAUGAUUGAUAAGUUGUUUGAACACCAGGCGAAAGGAAUCCCUGGGGUGGGUUCUGUUUCGUCCUCUCCUUUAGCGUAAUUUUCCUGCUUCUGCCUUACUUCUCUGUAGCUUGCCUUUCUUUCCUUUUUCCCUGUUUACCAGGAUGCUUCUUUCCUGUGGUGGUUUCAUUUGAAAAUAGGUACUCUCUAGAUAUUUUCUGUAAAUACUACUGCACAAUAAGUCUUGGUGAAUUUUAAAUAAUUCCCCCAACCUCCAAAAAGGCAAAUAUGAAAAUUUUUCAGAGAAACUUAAGCACUCACUGAGAAUUCACAUGGCAUACCUAUCAACUCAGAAUUAAGUCGUUUUGUAUUUAAUAGGCAUUUAAAGGGUAUAGGAUGACAGCCUAGAGUUUGAUUUAGGAUUGGUGUUGUGGGGAAACAGUUCCUGGACGUGGCAGACAUAAAUUCAACAGGUCAAUUCUUUCAUUGUAUGAGAAUACAAUUAUGGGGAAAGCUUGUAAUUACAAUGAUCCUUGCUUUCCAGAUGGGAAUAGGCCACAUCAUGUUUUUUAUCCAGCCUUGGAAGAGUUAGUUUAACCUGGCACGUGGGCUGUGGUUUUUUAAAACAACAACAACAUGUGCAUCUCUUCUUAGAAAGGAAAAGGUUCUGUCUGUCUGCACUCCGUGCUGGCUUCGUACAGGUUGCAUUUUAAGUGACAUUUGUGUGGUCAAACAGGCGCAGAGAAACGAAGACACCUGGGAUUGCAGUCUCUCCUCCCCUGCCCCUUCCGCCUCCUGUAUUUUUCAUUUUCAUGAAACAGAAACUUAAUCUGUAUAACAUUUUAACUGGCUCCAACCAGAUUAUGCAAUAAAGGAAUUAUGCAAUCCUGGAUUGAUCUCCAGCUUAAAGGAAAACAAUUGCUGGCAAUUCAGGACUCCUAGUUCUCUACUCUGCCUUUUCCAACAAGAAACGGAGACCAAUCAGUGUGAGAAACUGGGAGAGAAAAGCUCUUUGCCACGUGGCUCCUGGAACCCGGGUUACAGGUGCAAAAACAGAAUGGCUAGUUGCCUCUCUUCCCACCCCACCCCCCCAUGCAGUUGCACUUUCUAUUUAUUUUUCCAAAAUACAUGAACUAAUGCACAAUUCACAUCAGUGGCACAUUGAUAAUAUCACAUUUUUAAUAGCAAUUCGUAAUUGGACACCACAAACAUAAAUGUGGCACAGCCCUGCAGUUGUUGCCAAAGCUAGACAUUAUUUGAAUAAUAAAUAUUAACAAAUACCAGAAUGUAUGUGUGUGUGUGUGUGUGUGUGUGUGUGUAUAAACACAUGUGUAAUGUAAAGUAUUGUGCUAGAUUUACACUCUCCCUGAAAGAACAAGUUCAGAGCUGCUCGUUUCCUGGAUCUGUUUUUGUGCUGGAGGCACAGGUUGGUUUUUGCCACUUUAGGCCAAGACAAUCUAGCACUGGACAACUUACAGGUGUGUGGGUAGUUUACUAUUGUUGACUUUUUUCUUGUAGAAUCUUGCACAAAACAACUUGUAAGGUUGCUCUGGCAACAUUCACACUGUGUGUGUAAGUUUUCUAUCUCGCUAAGCCAAAUAAGAUGCUUUUAUAAUUGAGAAAUACCUCCACUCUUAUCGUAUAUUUGGUUUUUCCUUAUAAUAAUGUGCAUGCCAUUUUGUCUUUAACAAGUCAGUCAGCUGAAAUAACCAGUCAUUACAAAACUAGAAAUAACCAAGUUGACAUGGGUGAUCCCCAGCCCAUUUCAUGCAAUAAAUGUUUGAUCUGUUAGGCUGCUAGAGGAAACAAAAAUCUUAUACAGUAUAGGCAGUAGUCAUUUUAGGCACGUCCGAUAUGUGCACGACCAGGCACAAGGGCAUUGCGCCGAACCGGGAAGUGACUCCAAAAUGUCAGAAAAGGGGUGGGGGGAACGGGGUGUUUGCAAGCUUUUCAAUGGUGUUUCAGAUAUACAUGAUUUCACUUAAAUGUGCAGUGCCUUGGAACGUAUCCCCUGUGUAAAGUGGAAGUUGCUUGUAUGUAACAUAUUUAUCUUUAUUAACCAGUAAAUAACAGGUUUUCUUGCUAUAGUUCAAAAAGGAAACUGUCUAAAAAAAUCUUUCAAAAACCUGUUCCUAGGGGAAUUAUACAUUCCAGGGGGAAUAUAAACUGUAGCUACAAAUGCAUAAAUUCAUUGUAUUUCCCCUCCAAAUAUAUUUGCCUCAUUCAGCCACAUUUUCUCUUAAACUAUGGUUAAAUAUUGAACAUGCCUCUCCGCUGCCCUCUGCGUGCCCUUUUGGUUUCUCACCCUCCUGGUGCAGCUGAAGGAAGCCGGAGUAGGUCUUGCCAUCCAUCCAUAGACCUGAGUCAGCCAGAAGUAAAACGAGAACAAACCUUUGCAAGUGGCAGAAGCUGCGUGGUCAUGAUUAAGCCAUGGUUUAAGACAAACCAAGUUGUGCUGUGUGAACCAGACCACUGUGGGCAUAGCAUGGGAGCUCAAAGCUGUAGAUGGCUUUCCUUUUAGCACCAAUGGAUAAUUCAGAAAAGUAAUCUGGAAGACCAUGAUCAGAUUCAGUAGAAAAAAGAAAUGGUGGAAACGAUAUAGUUUGAAGAUAACAUCUAGUUAACAGAAGAUCCCCCCCCCUUUAAUACCCAUUUGUAGCUAUAGGGGUGACAACCCUCAGAACAUCUGAAAUGUAAGGACAUCAUACAUGUAAGGAAGGGUUUCACAGUGAUUACCCCAACUUUAUAAAUCAGCCCCAAAUAGCAUUUGGGGGGCAACUGUGUGUGCCAUAUGCUCCAAAUCCCUUGCUCUUCCUUUCUAAAGGUAAAGGGACCCCUGAGCGUUAGGUCCAGUCGUGGACGACUCUGGGGUUGUGGCGCUCAUCUCGCUUUACUGGCCGAGGGAGCCGGCAUACAGCUUCCGGGGCGAACCAGAGCAGCACAUGGAAAUGUUUUACCUUCCCGCCAGAGCAGUACCUAUUUAUCUACUUGCACUUUGACAUGCUUUCGAACUGCUAGGUUGGCAGGAGCAACGGGAGCUCACCCCGUCGCAGGGAUUCGAACUGCCAACCUUCUGGUCGGCAAGCCCUAGGCUCUGUGGUUUAACCCACAGCGCCACCCGCGUCCAUGCUCUUCCUUUCUACCUUUAUAUUUAAAGUGAACUUGAGCAGCCCCCACUUCCUGUUAGAGGACUGUCCUCUGUAAAAUAGGGCACAUGGCCCCACUUUGCUGUAAUUUCAACCAGUACAGAAGCAAGGCAGUUUGCACCCUGGACAGUACUGGAGAAAACACAGCUUCAUAUCUCCUGGUGGCAAUUGGAGUCCCACAUGGUAGGUUCAAGAGUGACCCAAGAAUGGAAUUGUGCAUUUAUAAAGAAAAUCCCUGGAGUGUGUGCCUGUUAAACAGGUGUUUGUUGAUAGAGGAGACACUAAUCUGCGCCCCGCCCCCCCGCUUACGUUAUUAUUUUCUGGUAGCUAAGGGGGAACUUUGACUCCCCAUUGAGCACAGUGCCUUGCCUUGCUUGGAAGGAGGAGCUUGGUGAGUAAAAAGGCUUAGUAAUCUGAGUGUUCCUUCCCAAGAGCUUUCUCCUGUAGGUAAACAAAGCAGAUGUUCAGUGCCAGUCCUAUAAUUAGGCUGCCCCAUAAAGUUGGGAAUUAAUUUAUUUUUUAUUUUAUUCGGACAAAUGGCUAUUUCCUGUUUUAGGUAAGUCGAUGGUUUUGUUCCAAGAGCCUCUUUUCUUGCAACUUGCAUUGGCUAAGCUGAUCCAGCUUCCCAGGCGCAUCUAACUUUUCACAGUACAAGGGAACAUUUCUAAAAAUCAAUUUUCUUAGGUUAAUCAUUAGCUAAUCAUCCAGUAUGGGCAGAAACCAAAUGUGUGUACCCAAGAUAAAGGUCUCUGCAGUAAGACAAAGGUAAUGCAGUUUUUUAAAUAAAAAAAACACACCCGUGAAUAUUGUUUACAUUGUGUGGACUGGUACCUGGUGUAUGUCUCAACACCCAGAGAUGAUUAAGCAUAGCGCUCUUUUCUCUGCAGCUGAUUAGAUAAUGAACUUACAAGGUGGUGGGAGUGGCAGUGGUUCGGAUUCAGAAGUGUUUUUUCUGCCUUUAGGACUCCAGGUAGGAAGUUUUUAACUAUAUCCGCUGCCAUAAGUGGCUCGGUGAGUUUCUAGGAAGAAUCUGCUUUAUUGGUUUUAGGAAAGUAACUGAUUCUAGAGUGGUAGUUCUGAGCUUUGGGCCUGGCUACAAAGGGCUGCAUGGCUUGCAAAUUUCAGUUCUCAGGAUUCUCACAGGUGAGGUGAGAUCCUUCUGAUAUGCAGAGGUGAGUGCCUUCCACUUUCAUGGAGGUAGUGUUUUUGCCUUGGGCCUGGUCCAAAAUGUGAACAAAUAUGUUACUUUUAUAAUUAAAAAUAUUCAUGAGUAUUUCUUGACUGCCUCAUCCGGAAUUCUCUAGAUAAUAUACAAUCUCAAUAAAACAAAGUUUAAAACAUAACCAUAAUGUUAUCAAAAUCCAAAUUAAAUCCAAAGUAGCACAGAAGAAUUAAACAAUUGCCAACACAAAGAUCGCUUAACACAUUUGAUGUAGAAACUGCCUCAAAUUAAAACCCAGCCUAAGGUACACAAGAAGCUGGCACAAAGCAAGCCAGUGUAACGUUACACCAGAUCUGAACUCUGUUCAUCCCCAGGGCUACUAAUCUUGCUAUAGGAUUGCUCCCCCAAAAUACUAACAUCAAUCAUAUUAAGACAAUAAAUACUAAGGAGUCUUCAGUUGAUAUUAAAAUGAUGUUAAGAGCAAUUAAAAGCAAGGUUGUGAGCUGAAAUUCAGUCUUGCAAGAUUCUGCACAUAAUCAGUGAAGUUAUUACAACUGUUGCAUCUUGUGUUAGUAGCUUCACAUCAGCAGCACAAACUUCAGCCAAAUGAAGAGUUUUUGUUCCUCAGCCUUUUUCCAACUUUUUCCACAUUUCUGCCAAUAGUGAGUGACACCAGCCAACAAAAAGCCUCCUCCUUUGUGUUUGGUCUAUAGUUCAAGAGAUCCCUUUCCCAGUUCUGUCUGUUGCCUGGGGUCUCCUUUGCGUGGGGAGAGCGUUGCAAUAGGUUCCUGCACCUUGUUUGUCCUGCUACAGAUGCCCCAUAUGCCUGCUCUCCCUCCUAGCUGGGCUACUUGCAGCUUCUGGGCUUUGUCUCCACAUAAGGAAAAUAUGUAGAACCCAAAUAGUUUAAGGGAGGAGCCAACUCCAGGCUUGCCUUGUGUGCUGGGCCAAGGGUGGGUGGUGGCGGCAGCAGACUCUGCAUCUUCAGACAUGCAUCUGCUGCAACAACAUCCAAAGCGUGUUUGUGGGGGGCUGCAAUUUGCCCCAAGUAGAAGGGUGCUGAACCCUCUUGGCACGCUGCUUUCCCUUCUGCAGCUCUCCUGCCUUCCAGGCUAGCACACUGUGGGGACCUAGCUGGGAGUGGGCAGGAGGGGAGAAGGACGGACUACAGGCUAAUGUGAGAAGUUUCAGGGUCCCCCCCCCCUCUACUGGGGCAGUCAGUAGGCAUUGUGCACAUCUCUGCCUUCUGGUAGACAUGAUGGGGCAGAUGUGCAUCUUGCUGACACAAGUCUCUCACUGCUGCAUGUAUUUUGGGGUUGGGGGCUUGAGGCUUUCAUCACAUUCCCUAGGAAAGUCAGUGUUAUAGGUGGGCAAUAUGCUAAUGUGAUAUAAAAAGGUAAGCUGUAAUAAUGCUAUUCCGUAGCCUGAAACCCUGGCCCUGUGAUGGAGUAGGGAGUCUGGCUGCAAAGGGUAGGGGCAUACCGUAACCACUUCUGACAGGGUGGUACAAAUCCAAACACACACCAGUUGGGAUGGAUCUGGGAAUCCGAAUUCAACUAAAGCAGCCCAUAAUGUGAGUUGGGUUCAUUGUGCAAAAAAGCACCUGCAUGACCCAGGCAUGUCCACGGUGAGGUUUUGGUGAUAACUGUAACACACACAGGCAGCAGCCCUUGCUGGGAUGCUGCUGCCCAUACUCUUGGAUUAUGUCAUGCUGCUUCUAUAGGAAGACAAAAAACCCAAGAAAAUUCUGGAGGAGUUACACUUUUCAGAAUCGGAAUUCUCAAAACUGCUAGCACAUUUGCAAAGCUAAGCAGAGUCUGCUAUGGUUUCAAAUUGGAUGGGAGACCAUGUGUUGAGAUUCUUGCAUUGCAGGGAGUUGAACUAGAUGACCCUUGGGAUCCCUUCCAACUCUGCAAUUAAAUGAUUCCAUUAAAACCCUUGUUGAUUGAUCCAGAACAAUGAAAAUACCUGCUUGCUGAGUCCUCUUUCUGGCUAGUGGCCCAUCUGCCUGCAUGGGACCGGGAGGGGUCCAGAGCCCAGGCACCCUGACAUGACCCAGAUUUGAUUUAUUGAGAGGCCUUGGCUGAGUUGCCACCUUGCUUCCUUCUCUUACGAGGGCCAAAUACAGCCAAUCAGAAGGCACAAAGUAAAGUUCUAUUGCUUUCAGCUCACCCUAUGGCCUUUUCAGCCUCCCAAAAUGAUCUUUGCCUCAGCUACCUCUGCCUGCCAAGCUACCCCUUCUCUUUCCAGGGUCUGUUUCCCUGUAGCCCAGAUUAAGAUUACAACUGCCUGGCCCAAUAGGUGGGGUGUUGUGUUGAAAGAUCUUUAGUCUAUUCCAUAGUUUAAAAGGGGGUGGGGACCAGUUAGGGGCUUGAGACUGGGCAAGAACCUUUGCAGAUGGACCAGAGGGACAAUGCGGAUGGUGGCAGUUGGAGAAUAUGGUUGGAACGAUCUGUGCAAUAUAUAUUUUUGACCUAUGCAAAGCAGCAACUCUCCUUCUCCAAAUGUCCUCAAGUUGUUUUGGAGCAUGCGAGCUGAGCUCUUGUUACAGUGGCUGUUGGCACAGGAUCACGUUUCGCUUGCCUCCAGCUUCAGGGGCUGAGCCACACGCACUGCCUUUUUAUUUCAGGGGUGCAGCAAGUGUAAAGUUUUUGACAGGGCUUUGGAGCAGAAUUAGCUGCAGGUGAGAGGCCUUGCAAGUUUUAUCAACAACUUUUGGCCAGCAAAGUGCGCGCUCAAAAGUCUUGCUUUUGUGCAUUUCAACAACUUCUUAGUUCACUUAUUGGCUUCUGCUACUGUUUUAAUAUAUUGGUGUGGUGAGAUGGUUUGGAACAGGUGUGCCAUACAAUUUAACUCUGGAUGUUUAUUUUAGUGCAAUUGGUGCAAUUGUUUUAGAGUUUGUGUUAGUAAUGAGUAUUUGUGUUUCUUUUUGCAAUCGUUUUUAUGCUUGUAAACAGCUUAGAAUCCACUUUGGCAAUUAAACAGUAUAUAAACUGAUAACAAUUGGGAAGGGUGGAGAAGAAGGCACCCGAAUAAAUGAUUUUAGGUGGGGGGAGAGGUCAAAAUGGGGCAAGAGCAGGUGUUGAGCUACCAGGUGAAGGAAAGGGCAGGUGAGACACUUGAUGCCUGUUUUGUCUUCUGGACUUGCCCUCAGCCACAGUAUCCCUGAGUUCUACCAGCUUCUAAGGUCAGCUGGUGGUGCUAUUAAAUGCCGGGUCAUUCCAUAAUGAGAUCUUGCUCGCACGUACUUUAAUCCAAGACCACCCCAUCCCACCAGGUGUAACCAGCUUGCAUUACUGAGACCUGGGCACGUGGGCUGGGACAUGUGGGCCACUCUUUCUGGCUCAGCAAAAGCAAAGGGCCAAGUGGUCUGGUGGUCAUCCAGAGGGAGCCCUUCUUUGCUCUCCAGCAUCCCUGCCUACCUUGUGAUGGAUACUUGUGGCGGAUCGUGGGUUCCGAUGGUGAACUUUCCUCCCCUGCUACUGAGCAGGUUUCCUCCCUUACCUGACUGGGAUAGUCCCAGAAUUUAUGUUGAGGAUUUUAGUAGUAAAGGCUCUGGGAGGCCUCAGUAUUCCUGUCUCAACCGGAGGGUAUCAAUACUUCAUGGUUGUCAUGGCAACCGUUAGGUGCUCAACAUUGUCUCGAAACCAUUGGAGUGUGGUGCUCCAAAGAUUUGAGCUAUGAGAGUCAGUAUGCCAGUGACACCCAGGUUCAUCUCUAGUAAGUGGGGGUCGGCAAGGUAAGAAUAAGGAGAAGAAACGCAUAGAAGGGAGAAACGGCUCGGGGGGGGGGGGCAGCCUAUCAAAAUGUUUUUGUUUCAUAUUUAAGAUGCAAUUUCUUAAAUGUUCACUCAGAUUAAGAAAAACUGUUCUCUCUCAGGAACCUCUAACCGAGGGUUACUGUAUGUUUCUCCAGUCCCCACCUCAUCUUGCAAAUAGCGAGUUUGGGAGUGCUGACGUGCACCCUGAGGAAUUUUGAAGUACAGUGGUACCUCGGGUUACAUACGCUUCAGGUUACAGACUCCACUAACCCAGAAAUAUUACCUCGGGUUAAGAACUUUGCUUCAGGGUGAGAACAGAAAUCGUGCUCCAGCGGCACGGCAGCAGCAGGAGGCCCCAUUAGCUAAAGUGGGGCUUCAAGUUAAGAACGGUUUCAAGUUAAGAACAGACCUCCGGAAUGAAUUAAGUACUUAAGCCGAGGUGCCACUGUAAACAAAAAAAGUCUGGAAAUCUUGGAGUUCCCACUGCCUUCUGUCACUUGGCCCACAUGCUUUGGUUGCCAUCAGCUCCAGCCAGCAUGGCCAGUGGCUGCGGAUGAACGGACAUUGUGCACAGCAGCUUUGAGGGGGCCCAAGGCUCUCCCCCUCCCCCAGUAACCCCUGGGCUCUUUGAAUCCUUUCAGAUUUUCUGCCUGCUUUACAGGAGUGAAACAUCUGUUUGCAUCUGGUUCCACGUCACUAAAAGUGGCAGCUUGCAUAGUCUCUGAGCCCAGAGUGACACUGUUUCAACAGAGCACUUGGGCCGAGAGAGAAGAGAGCAGGAGCUCCCCUUUGUCCCCAGUGUGUGAUCUUGCAAAACGCUCCCAUUGGAAACAGAGCCGGCUAUCAGCUUGUGUUCUGCAAUGAAGUUUUACUGCCUGUUGUAUCUAGGAAUCCUUCAGCCUCCCAGCCUCAGAUCAAAGAUCUCUCUAAGCUGUUAUUGUCUUUGUGCAAUGUUUGAAUCUCCUGACUGCCUUCCCGGCCCCUGCUGACUUUACAAAGAUCAAAAUGCUGUAGACCCACCCAACAUACUUUUUUCCAAUCCGGAAUGCUCCCUUACUUAUUUCUAAAUGGAGUUGCGUCUAAUUGUGGAACUAGUUAGUCACACUUUGAGGCUAUUUUUAUCUUCUUUCUCCCCUAAGAGCCAAGAGGCGGCCAGAGUGUCCAGGAUGCCUGUUCUUCCUCUGGUCAGAGAGGCACUUGAACGAGCACAAGUGCUGCCCUAGAAUUGCAAUUUUUAUUUCCCACCCUCUUUUCUUUGCCCAAGUGCAAGCACUGAGAAGCCCAGGACUGUGCGUCUUCCCCACAUUCGUGCUUCUCCCCACAUUCGUGGCUGUGUUGCCCCCAGUCUCCUCAUUCAGCUUGUGUGCCAUCACACACACUCCAUAGUGAGCAGUUGUGCCAUAUGGGGUGGGGAUUUUACCAUAGGAAGUUGGAAAGGGAUGGCCCCUUCAUCUUUAGGGAGAAAACAGCCGUUCUGUAAAUGUAUUUCCAUAUCUCAAAGCUUGCUUUUGCUGGCAGUUUUUCCAAACUCCGUUAUUCCAAAUUGGAGAUUACUUUAUUUAAUAAAUAUUAAUUUCCUGCAAUGUCCAGGACAGCUUCCAAAAUUGUUUGAAGUGUGCAAAACCACUCGGGGACAAUUAUGAGGCUCUUUUUGCUGUGGUGAGUGAAUGAGGUGGUAACAAGGCUUUCAAGUUUUACCUUUGUAAGGGAUUAGCCUUCCAAGUUAUUAAGAUAAGAGGAAGCCAAGCAGUCACUGAGAAUGUUUGCUCAGUUACCUUAUCUAUGCUAAUCAAUUGGGCAAGCCAAGAGCCCAGUUUAAAAUCAAGGAUGAGGGGGUGGAGUUUGAUUGUCUUUGUAACCCUUGCAGUUCCUGAGAGACAUUAUGAAAGCUUUUCUUCAAUUCCAACUGUGAGGAACUAAAUAGCAAAGAUGGUCAAAGCAGGAGGGUCUAGCAGGAUGGGUCUGUGGGCUGCAGUAUUCAAGAAGCAGCAUUUUAAAGCCUUAAAAAAAUAUUUUUGUGUCGUACGUUGUUAACAAAAACACGAACAUUUGUUUCUGUAUUAAAUUUGUUUAAUAAUGGACUAUAUUAAAACUAUUGUGUAUUUAAUGAUAUAUAUUUAAUUAAAUGCAUUGAUUGUGGAUAUUAAAUAAUAAUAAACAUAUUGCAAACACUUUUAAUUUACGAUAUGGAAAUUCGAUCCAGCAGUUUAAAUGGUACUUCUUUGCGAGAUGAUUUGCAUUUCUAAUGUGAAACUCCUCAGCUAAGAUUGUCAAAGCUUGCUGAAAAAGAGGAGUUUUACCUAGUUGUGGGGAGUGGGGAGUCUCCCUUGACUUAGAGUUUUAUAGUCUGAGUGUGGCCACAGAUAAAGUCCUGUCCCAGAGACUCCCUUGCAGGUCCCAAUGAACUGGCAAACUCAGUUGGGGGGUAGCAGAGCUGUAGCUACGGAGGGAAUAGCUAGGUUUUUUGUCCUGGGUGAAGCCUCCAGUGGGGCACCAGGGAGGCUCCCAGCCUGGGUGUGCCUGUGCAAAUGCAUGGGGGCGGUGCCAAACUGGGUCUUGAACCCGGGUGAAAUAAAGCCUAGUAGACAGAGAGGGAGAUCCACCCAUGCAGGUCUCAAACACCUGUGCCUGCCCCUGUGCCAUUGGGCCUCUGGCAGGAGGGAGGGGGGAGAGGCAUGUUGGGAUGGACUGGGGAAAGCUUUGAAUCCCAAGUCCUCUUGUUCCAUGACACUCCUUCAGGUUGGGGGGGGCAGAGCACACCAGUCUAUGUGGAAGAUGCGGCUCCAUCCCUCCUGCCCAGUUGGCACCAGCCUGGCUGCGUGUUGUUCAGCGUAGCACCUCUGCCUUGAGUUCUCCCUCCCCUACCCCUUUGCCUUUCCUUGCCCAAUGUAGUUCUGAAAGGCCUAGGAGCAGGGGUGGCAAACGUUUUCAUCAGGGGGCCGGUCCACUGUCCCUCGGACCUUGUGGGGGGCCGGACGAUAUUUUGAAAAAUACAAAUACCCUGCAAGCCGUUCCCGCAGCUGCCUCCGGACCUGGAGGAGGAACGCACUUUGCACGUGCUCAGGAGCAUGUCUCGGCACCGCCGUUGUUGACGAGCAGCAGCCGCUCCAUCAUCCGAGGCCAGGUCAGCAGGCAGGCCACGCACGUGGAGUGCCGGGCAGGUGGUGGGCAGCUCACCCUCCAGCACCAAGCCGGGCGCCGGGUGCAAGGCCAGUAGGCGCACCAAGCUCCGGCUGAAGACCCACGAUGCCCACGCGGCCCACCUCUCUGUCCAUGGCUGCGCCAGAUUUACCUCACGGGCAGUGAGGCUUCAGAUUGGCUGCAGGAGCUUCCUGCAGGCAAUCCAAAGCUGCGCCAGCGUCACCACCCUCCCAGAAGCCGUGCCAGUAUCGCAGAAGUCAGUGUGGCGAGGCGUCCACAGCGCUCGGGGACUGACCAAGUGGGCAGCAGGGUCCAUGGGCUGGAUUUACAAGCCAGGGGGGCGCAUCCGGCCCCCAGGCUUUAGUUUGGCAACCCCUGGCCUAGGAGGGUAAAAAGUACUUUGCUCUUCACCUGGCACCCAAAGGAUAUUAAACAUAGGCGCUGGGGGAGCCUCCCUGGGAAGCGCUUUCUGUGAUCUAGGAGCUGUCUUUGGAAAGACCCUCUCUGCCCAGGGUACCUGAAGGAGGGUAUACACUACAUCAAAUCCUUCAGAUACCUGGUCCCAAGUUUAAAGAUGUUGCACAUCUUUAAAGAUGUUGUGAAAUAGCUUCCAUUCACAGAUGGGGAGAGAGAAGGGGGGUGGAUAUUCUUUCGCACACCCAAGGAGGACUAUGAGGAAUGUCCUACAGUAACACUGAGGUGUCGGUGGCCGUGUGGGCAAGAAGCAAUGGGGAUGUCGAGAAUGGAGCCAUUGUCGGGUCUGGCUGAUGCUGGAGCCUAGCAAAACAGUGUGUUCUCUGUGUGCAGACAAACACAAACGGCAUUUGCUAGACUCUCCUCAUCCAUUCAGGCUAGCAACACAAAGCAAGGUCCAGAUAGAUUUCAAGACAAACCUGUUUGGUUAGUUUCAGCCUGCCCUGAUUGAGAUCGCCUUCCUCCAGGCAUUUGCCAAAUUCAGGAAGGCCCCACAAGGACAAAGGCAGAAAUGUUUUUUGGGAAAUGAUCCUUAGCGCAAAAGGGUGAUCAACACAGAGUAAAAAAUCAAUGUUAAAUUGUUUAUUAAUUGUAUUAGUUUUAGUGGAACUGUUUUUAAGAAUACCCAGGUGCCUAUCAGUUAUCCCAGCAUCUUUUGCUUUCAUUGGUUAGAAUUCUGGAACGCAAGAGAAGGGUUACUCUGCUAUUUAAUUGGGUAGAGUACCACCUUUCUAGGGAUGCGGGUGGCACUGUGGUCUAAACCACAGAGCCUAGGGCUUGCCGAUCAGAAGGUUGGCAGUUUGAAUCCCCGCGACGGGGUGAGCUCCCAUUAUUCGGUCCCACCUAGCAGUUCAAAAGCACGUCAAAGUGCAAGUAGAUAAAUAGGUACCGCUCCGGCGGGAAGGUAAAGUGUUUCCUGCUCUGGUUCACCAGAAGCGGUUUAGUCAUGUUGGCUACAUGACCCGGAAGCUGUCUGUGGACAAACAGCCUAUAGAGUGAGAUGAGUACUCAACCCCAGAGUUGUCCGCGACUGGACCUAACGGUCAGGGGUACCUUUACCCUUCUACAUUAGUAAAGGAGUGAGAUACUUAAUUUUUUUUUAAUGUGCAAGAUGAACAUUCAAGAAACUUCCAGGCUUCUCUGUGUAUAUAUCUCUCUCCACGUUACCUGCAAGCAGCAUGGCAAAUUCAUGUUGGGCAAAACUGAGCCCCACGACCCUCUGAGCAUCAUUAGCCGUGGGAGAACAGUUGUGUAAAUAAAGUCUAAGUUGGCCGCAGGCCUCUUCUUGGGUUGUGGGUGAUGGUGGGUGAUGCGUCACAACUGGGUGCAGCCCCUCUGACGUGUGUUUUUCUCUUCUUCCCAGUGUAUGUUGUGGAAGAGCAGCGAAGGGAUAACUCUGCCGAAAGUACCUGCCUGACAGCGUGUUGGACUGCGCUGUGCUGCUGCUGCCUUUGGGACAUGCUGACCUGA
Podarcis lilfordi (Lilford's wall lizard) is the source of this 32954-nucleotide messenger RNA. The record is from the annotation of a GenBank genome assembly. Lineage: Eukaryota; Metazoa; Chordata; Lepidosauria; Squamata; Lacertidae.